CAUUAAUUGCCGUUAACGAGCCAUCUCUGCUUCAUCUUCUAAGCGCCACGUCUGCGCUUGCUAUUUACGAUUGAGCAGCGGCAAUCCGUCUUGGAAGACUGGGCUUCUCAACCCUCCAGAUUUGCACCACGAGGGUGUCUCCAGUGAGGCGGCCCGGCCCGCAGCUGUCAGGCUCCCUACCAGUUGUUAUCCAGCUGCCGUGUUACUCCGUGGCUCAGGGGGCCCAACUGGCCGGACAGCCAACAGCUAAACUACCUUAGGUAUUGGGGCAGCCGGCACUUCAUCUGCCUCUCCAUAUCUACCUCCCAACUCUCUUCUCUUUUGACCACAACACUUCCCUUCUCUCUCCUCGUCCUGUGGCACCUGUACUAUUCCUUCUCUUAAGAUUUGCGAGCUCGCGAGUGUCAGCGGAUACCCUGUUGUUUUGUCCUUCACACCUCUCUCGCCAAGCUUGCUCAAGCCAACCCCUGUAUCCGCCUUGGCCAGACGCAAGCUUCGCAGCAUACCACACAACCCGCCAGACUCCCGUCGGGAGCUCUCCCUAAUCCCUAAGCGCCGACUUCAUCUCAUUUGCAGCAACUUUACAUCUUUCAUGCACCAAAAUGUCUCGUUCCUCCCAAGCAAGAAGGCGGGAAUCGCGCCUGGUUGCCCGGCCCAUCAAACCAGACCCCGAGUGGUCGCACCCUGCUGCGAGGGUUGAUAUGGACAGCGAGACGCUUCAGAAUGGCCAGAACGACUCUGAUGAGGACAUGAACGACGAAACUUCGACCCAAGCCUUUCACCGCCCAUCGACGGGUCGCCUUGGUCGCUCCGACGCACCGCCGCCUAGUGAGCCGGUCACGGAGACGACUGAGCCGGUCUUGCAGCAGAUCAGGUCGGUAAGCCACGCAGUGCUUAACAGUCCCACCGCAAACGUGGAAGAGAGCUUUUUCCAUGAUUCUUUCCAGGACAUCGGCAAGAAGCUAAAGGAGUGCAACGACACUCUGGGAGAGCUUCAGCAACUGGGCGUUUCUCAUGAUGUGCAACUUCCUGAGCUCGUCCUUGUGGGUGAUCAGUCGGCUGGCAAAUCCAGUCUCAUGUCCGGCCUUGCCAACCUCGACUUGCCUCGAAGCGAGGGAACCUGCACACGCUGCCCUUUGCACAUACGCGUCUCUCGCAACAGCGACUGGUCAUGCCGAGUCUGGCUGCGUAAGGAAUAUUCCUACCAGCCUCCCGAUCACGGUGGCAUCAAUGAGACAGACGUGACCGAUGCGGAUCCAUUCUUCCCUUGGAUCAAGAUGCCGUCCACAUCUAUCCUGGAGUUCAAGACUAUGCAUGACAAGAAUGAUAUCGAGGACGUUCUGCGCUGGGCGCAGAUUGCGAUUCUCAACGAUGGAAAACCUCAUGGGCUGUUCAUCCCAGGCUCGGGCGGCGUUGCCGUAAACAUGUCCAUCGACAAGGCAGCUGAGGAGACGACGGCCAAGUUCUCACCCAACGUCGUCGCGCUCGAGAUCAAGGGGCCUGACUUGCCCGAUCUUUCGUUUUACGACAUGCCUGGAAUCUUUCAGAAUCCAGCUGACGCACGAGACGACUACCUGGUCAAUGUGGUGCGCAACCUGUCGCGCGCGUACAUUACGCACCCGUCAGCCAUCAUCCUCUGUUCCAUGCCCAUGAACACGGAUGCCGAGAACUCGUCGACAUUCGGACUGAUCCGACGUCUCGGAGCCACAUCACGCACGAUUGGUGUCCUCACAAAGGCUGAUCUUCUCUCAGACACUGGUCAUUCUCAGUGGUUGGAGAUAAUGAAGGGCCAGACGCACCACACUGGACUGGGCUACUUCAUCACCUCUCGACCUCAGGGGAAGAACUUGGAGGAUUUGAAGAAGUGGGAAGAGCGAGUAUUUCAAGACCAGUCGUUCGACCGUUGGCCCGAGACCUUCAAAGAAUUUUCGGACCGCUGUGGUGUAGAAAAGCUGAAGGCGUUUUUAUCGGAACGGCUUGGCGAAGACUUCGCAAAAAGCUUGCCAAAUAUCAAGUCCAAGGUCAAAAAGCAUCUGAGAGAGAUCGAGAGCAAGCUUGCCAAGCUCCCAGAGCUGCCGCAAAAUGUCGAGCUCGAGGUUCAGACCGCGCUGCUGACCUUUGGCGACAGCGCGCGCGCCAAAAUGGACGAAUUCAUCCGCCACUUUGGCCCAUUGCCGUUCAACUUUCGCAACUGCCUGCUUGAGAUCAAACCCAAGUUCAUCCUCAAGGAUCGAUCCGAUAUCCCCGUGCUGGAAAUCUCCGACGACGAAUCGGACAGCGCGUCGGUAGCACAGCAGACUCCGUCGAAGCGGUCCGCGCCGACGCAGAUGGUCACCCCUGCCAAAAGGCGGGCAGAUGCGGCAAUGAUGAACGGCAGUUUCAGCAAUGGCAGCGUCAAACCCGAAGAGACUGCGCCUCAACCACAACCCGGCGCUCCGACCGGCGGUCAUCCAGCUCUUGCAAGACGCGCUGUCAUUGCAGAGCCGUUCAACAAGUUUGACAAGGUUGGUCGCGGGUUCCGCACAAUUCGCAGGGUGCGGGAGGAGAUUCAGGAGAAGACCAAGGCUGGAAUGCCUGGUCUCAUCUCAGAUGAGGUCUAUGAUGAUCUUGUGCGGGAGGCUAUCAAACCUUGGCAAGGGCCGACUCGACUCUUCCUGGAGGAGACAAUGAAGGAUCUUCGGUCGAAACUCGACAAGACGCUGAGCCAAGCCCUCGACAGCCUCAAGGAAAGAACAAUUUUCAAUCAGGCGAAAGCUGCCGUGCAUUCAUGCCUGGCGGAGAACAGCGCCAAGACAAAGCACGAGCUGCUCCAGCUUUACGCGGACGAGUGCGAGCGUCUCAUGACCUUCAACGAGGAUGCUUUCCGACAGUACCGAGAGUAUGAGCAGAUUUCCCUUACGAGAUUCCGCCACAAGAUGCGAAUGGAGGCACAGGUAGAACGUACGCGCCCGCUGCUGGAGUGGGCGGAGAUGACGGAGGAAAAUCGCCUCCUGGACCAUAAGCGGCGUGAGAAGGAGCUGCUCAAGCUCGGACCCGACCAGUUUGCACGGGAGAUUGAGGUCGUUGCGUACGUUAGGGGGUACUAUCGACUGGCAGCCUUGCGCUUCGCGGACGCGGUGUCUCAGCGAAUCCUUUGUCGCAUGAUCCCGGAGAUCCGACGCAAGCUGCCGUCUUACCUUGAGGAUAAGCUGGGCCUGCGCGGCCCGUGCUCGCAGAGUGUCUAUGAGAGGCUUAUGGAGGAGAACGAGCAGACUGCAAACAACCGCGAGAUGCUGAAGAGCGAGAGAGAGAAGUUUGGCAAAGCGCUCGCGAGUAUUGAGCUGCUGGAGUCGGGCGCCCGCGGCGGUGACAACGCUGUGGACGUGAUGGAUGUGGAAGAGAGCACCCAGCCCAUGUCAGUGUCUCACGAUGUCAACACUGACGCGCACGAAGGCGAAGCUUAAGCACACGCGGCCCGUUUGGUGGUGUAUGAUACGGGGGUUUGGUACAGGGUCGUGUGGAUGAAUGGGCGUUGGUGUGUCUAGCGCCGAUGGUAAAGCACAGGGAUAUGAGUGCGUAGGUAGUCAGUCACGAGGGUUGCGAACUUCAGCUGUGCCUCUUUCACGGGGCUGCUAUAUGCACUCACGAGGGUGAGUGAUGGACGUAAGUAGGCCCCUAGAUAGAUGCCAAGGACGCGAGCGGCACACUGUCAUGUGUGUGUCGUUGUAUACAUGAGCCGAC
Messenger RNA from Purpureocillium takamizusanense, 3720 nucleotides. RefSeq lists its product as uncharacterized. Gene Ontology annotation, molecular function: microtubule binding; GTPase activity; GTP binding. The transcript is spliced from 3 exons. The coding region runs from base 603 to 3443 and encodes 946 amino acids. The record is from RefSeq and is a predicted model, not a curated record. Gene Ontology annotation, cellular component: cytoplasm; microtubule; membrane. NCBI's taxonomy places the organism in Eukaryota, Fungi, Ascomycota, Sordariomycetes, Hypocreales, Ophiocordycipitaceae.